Manis pentadactyla (Chinese pangolin) is the source of this 1482-nucleotide messenger RNA. It is a transcript of the gene SOD3, whose product is annotated as superoxide dismutase 3. The transcript has 2 exons. Lineage: Eukaryota; Metazoa; Chordata; Mammalia; Pholidota; Manidae. Gene Ontology annotation, biological process: removal of superoxide radicals. The record is from RefSeq and is a predicted model, not a curated record. Bases 145 to 879 code for a protein of 244 amino acids. Gene Ontology annotation, molecular function: copper ion binding; superoxide dismutase activity.
GGCUGGUUUCCCACACGCCCACAGACCGCCCAGCGUAAGGAGUCGGCCUGCAGAAGCAUUUCUGCCACCCGUUUGCUGCCGUUCCCCACAUUGCGCAGGAAGGAAAGCUCUCUCGGAAGAGCUGGAAAGGUGCCGACCCCCACCAUGCUGGCGCUGCUGUGUGCCUACCUGCUGCUGGUGGCCCGCGCCUCGUAUGCCUGGACCGGCCCGAACGUGGAAGAGCCCGGCUCCAACAUGGCGGAGCAGAUCCACGACAUGCACGCCAAAGUGACGGAGAUCUGGCAGGAGCUGACGCGGCGACGCGCGGCGGGUGAGGGCCCGGACGCCGCGCUCCACGCCGCCUGCUGGGUGCAGCCCUCCGCCUCCCUGGACGACACGCAGCCGCGGGUGUCCGGCCUGGUGCUCUUCCGGCAGCUGGCGCCCGGCGCCAAGCUCGAGGCCUUCUUCGACCUGGAGGGCUUCCCGGCCGAGGUCAACAGCUCCAGCCGCGCCAUCCACGUGCACCAGGUCGGGGACCUGAGCCAGGGCUGCGAGUCCACCGGGGCGCACUACAACCCGCUGGGCGUGCCGCAUCCGCAGCACCCGGGCGACUUCGGCAACUUCGCUGUGCGCGACGGCCGCCUCUGGAAGUACCGCGCCAACCUCGCCGCCUCGCUCACCGGCCCGCACUCGAUCGUGGGCCGCGCCGUGGUGGUCCACGCGGGCGAGGACGACCUGGGCCGCGGCGGCAACCUGGCCAGCGUGGAGAACGGCAACGCGGGCCGCCGGCUGGCCUGCUGCGUGGUGGGUGUGAGCGGGCCGGAGCCCUGGGCGCGCCAGGCGCAGCAGCACGCCGAGCGCAAGAAGCGGCGGCGCGAGAGCGAGUGCAAGGCCGCCUGAGCGCCCCCAGCCGGCGGGGCGCCCUGACACCCUCCACGCACCCCGGCACCAGCCCCCUUUCGACCUUGAGUCUCCCUUUGCUCCCAGAGACACCCUCUAUCUUGAGGUCCCACUUCUGCCAAGGCUGAGAUCUCCCUGAAAAUCUGCUCCACCCUGAGGUCCCAACCAUGUGUCCUGAGACAUCCCCCGCCAUCCACUGGGCAGCCCAGCCCUUCUGACGGGCCCCCCACCUUGACCUCUGAGGACCACCAGAGGUACUGAAAUACCCCACCUAUCCUGAGGGGCCCCCAGACUUCCUGAGGCCUCUUUCUACUCUGACACUCCCACCCUCACCCCAGAGUCCUGAGAUCCAUCUAUGCCCCCAAGGGCUCAACUCCCCCUACCCCUCUGAUUCCUUCCGGGGGCUCAGAAGCCUCUCCUAAGGCUGUCUGGGGUUCCCGGCUCCACACCCACUACCAUUUGUGUGCCUGCUAGCAGUUAGGAGCCCCUACCUGGUGUCUGCAGCUGUUUCCCACCACCCCCUACCCUGCAAAGAGCUGCUCCUCUGGGGGCUAUUUGGCAAUCUUUGUGUUGCACAUUAAAAACUCAGUAUUUAGUACUGCA